Messenger RNA from Nelumbo nucifera (sacred lotus), 4086 nucleotides. It is a transcript of the gene UBP12, whose product is annotated as ubiquitin-specific protease 12. The record is from RefSeq and is a predicted model, not a curated record. Gene Ontology annotation, biological process: regulation of protein stability; protein deubiquitination. Gene Ontology annotation, cellular component: nucleus; cytosol. Gene Ontology annotation, molecular function: cysteine-type deubiquitinase activity; protein binding. Lineage: Eukaryota; Viridiplantae; Streptophyta; Magnoliopsida; Proteales; Nelumbonaceae.
UCUGUCUCUGUCUCUCUCCGUCUCUGUUUAUUUUCUCGCAGGUCGUCGCCCUCCACCAUUCGCAGAUUCGUCGAUUGGAGGACUCAUCUAUUGCCAUCCAUGACUAUGAUGACUCCCCCGCCGUUAGAUCAAGAGGACGACGAGAUGUUGGUCCCGCAUUCGGAUUUUGCAGAUGGUCCACAGCCAAUGGAAGUAGUAGUACAAGCAGACACUGCUAGUACGGUGGAGAACCAGCCAGUGGAGGAUCCUCCGUCGUCGAGAUUUACGUGGACUAUUGAGAACUUUUCUAGGUUGAACACCAAGAAGCACUAUUCUGAUAUUUUCAUCGUUGGUGGUUAUAAAUGGCGUGUGCUUAUUUUUCCCAAGGGGAACAACGUAGACCAUUUGUCUAUGUACCUAGAUGUUGCUGAUUCUGCAAGUUUACCAUAUGGGUGGAGUAGAUAUGCACAGUUCAGCCUGGCGGUGAUUAAUCAAAUACACAAUAAGUAUACAGUCAGAAAAGAUACACAACACCAAUUCAAUGCACGCGAGAGUGAUUGGGGUUUCACAUCGUUCAUGCCUCUUAGUGAACUAUAUGACCCAAGUAGGGGGUAUCUUGUGAAUGAUACAUGURUAGUUGAAGCUGAGGUUGCAGUCCGUAGGGUUGUGGAUUAUUGGACAUAUGAUUCAAAAAAGGAAACGGGUUAUGUUGGACUUAAGAACCAAGGAGCAACCUGUUACAUGAAUUCUCUGCUCCAGACUUUGUACCAUAUUCCUUACUUCAGAAAGGCUGUGUAUCAUAUGCCAACAACUGAGAAUGAUAUGCCAUCGGGAAGCAUCCCACUGGCUCUUCAGAGCUUAUUUUAUAAGCUCCAGUAUAGUGACAACAGUGUUGCAACGAAGGAGCUUACCAAAUCUUUUGGAUGGGACACAUAUGAUUCUUUCAUGCAACAUGAUGUGCAGGAACUUAAUAGGGUUUUGUGUGAAAAGCUUGAAGACAAAAUGAAGGGGACUGUUGUAGAGGGUACAAUACAACAGUUAUUUGAAGGGCACCAUAUGAACUACAUUGAAUGCAUCAAUGUAGAUUACAAGUCUACAAGGAAGGAGUCAUUUUAUGAUCUUCAGCUUGAUGUCAAAGGCUGUAAAGAUGUUUAUGCUUCUUUUGACAAGUAUGUAGAAGUUGAACGUCUUGARGGUGAUAACAAGUAUCAUGCUGAACAACAUGGGUUACAGGAUGCUAGGAAGGGCGUCCUGUUCAUUGACUUCCCUCCUGUCCUUCAACUUCAGCUUAAACGGUUUGAAUAUGAUUUCAUGCGGGACACUAUGGUAAAGAUAAAUGACCGUUAUGAGUUCCCUCUGCAACUAGACCUGGAUAGAGAGAAUGGGAAAUACUUGUCUCCUGAAGCUGAUCGGAGGGUUCGGAAUCUUUACACGCUUCACAGUGUUUUGGUUCACAGUGGUGGGGUGCAUGGUGGACAUUACUAUGCUUUUAUCAGGCCUACCCUCUCAGAUCAGUGGUUCAAGUUUGAUGAUGAACGGGUAACAAAAGAAGAUAUGAAGAGGGCCCUAGAGGAGCAAUAUGGUGGUGAAGAAGAGUUACCACAAACAAAUCCUGGUUUCAACAACACUCCAUUUAAAUUUACCAAGUAUUCUAAUGCAUACAUGCUUGUUUAUAUACGUGAAAGUGACAAAGAGAAAAUUAUUUGUAAUGUGGAUGAGAAAGAUAUUGCUGAACACCUUAGGGUAAGGUUGAAGAAGGAACAAGAAGAAAAGGAGCACAAGAAAAAGGAAAAAGCAGAGGCACACCUUUAUACCAUUAUAAAGGUUGCACGAAAUGAGGAUCUUGUAGAACAGAUUGGAAGGGAUAUUUAUUUUGAUCUUGUGGACCAUGACAAAGUUCGCAGCUUCCGUAUUCAAAAACAAAUGCCUUUUAACAUUUUCAAGGAGGAGGUUGCAAAAGAAUUUGGUAUACCUGUGCAAUUCCAGCGCUUUUGGCUGUGGGCUAAGCGUCAAAACCAUACAUAUCGCCCUAAUCGUCCAUUGACACAUCAAGAAGAAACACAAUCUGUUGGGCAAUUGCGAGAGGUAUCAAAUAAGGCACACAAUGCAGAGCUUAAGUUGUUCUUAGAAGUAGAGAUGGGGCUGGAUUUACGUCCGAUUGCUCCUCCAGACAAGACAAAAGAAGACAUUUUGCUUUUCUUCAAGCUUUAUGAUCCUGCUAAAGAAGAGCUCCGAUAUGCUGGGAGACUUUUUGUGAAGGGUACUGGGAAGCCAGUGGAAAUCUUGACAAAGCUAAAUGAAAUGGCUGGAUUUGCUCCUAAUGAAGAAAUUGAGCUUUAUGAGGAAAUAAAGUUUGAACCUAGUGUCAUGUGUGAACAUAUAGACAAAAAACUCACUUUUCGAGCUAGCCAGCUUGAAGAUGGAGACAUUAUUUGCUUCCAGAAAUACCCUCCAAUUGAAAGUGAGGGGCAAUGCCGCUAUCCUGAUGUUCCUUCAUUUUUGGAGUAUGUACAUAAUCGUCAGGUGGUUCAUUUUCGAUCUCUGGAGAAACCCAAGGAAGAUGAGUUUUGUCUAGAGCUGUCAAAGCUUUACACGUACGAUGAUGUUGUGGAAAGAGUUGCCCACCAACUUGGUUUGGAUGACCCCUCCAAAAUUAGGCUUACAUCUCACAACUGUUACUCCCAGCAACCUAAACCCCAACCUAUCAAGUAUCGGGGUGUGGAGCAUUUAUCUGACAUGUUGGUCCAUUACAACCAGACUUCUGACAUUUUGUAUUAUGAAGUAUUGGAUAUUCCCUUGCCAGAAUUGCAAGGUCUAAAAACUCUUAAAGUGGCUUUUCAUUCCUCUAUAAAGGAUGAGGUGGUAAUUCAUACCAUUAGAUUGCCAAAACAGAGCACUGUUGGGGAUGUGAUUAAUGACCUUAAAACAAAGGUUGAGCUGUCUCAUCCAAAUGCAGAACUCAGGUUGCUUGAAGUUUUCUAUCAUAAGAUUUACAAGAUUUUCCCUCCAAAUGAAAAGAUCGAGAAUAUAAAUGAUCAAUAUUGGACAUUGCGUGCAGAGGAGAUUCCAGAAGAGGAGAAAAAUCUUGGUCCUCAUGAUCGUUUGAUUCAUGUUUAUCACUUUACUAAAGAUGCAUCUCAAAAUCAAAUGGUUCAGAAUUUUGGAGAGCCGUUUUUCUUGAUCAUCCAUGAGGGUGAGACUUUGGCUGAAGUUAAAAUCCGUAUACAAAAGAAGUUGCAGGUUCCAGAUGAGGAGUUUGCAAAGUGGAAGUUUGCAUUUUUAUCAUUGGGUCGCCCUGAGUACCUUCAGGACUCUGACAUUGUAUCCAGUCGUUUUCAGAGAAGAGAUGUUUAUGGAGCUUGGGAGCAGUAUCUUGGAUUGGAGCACUCAGAUAGUGCUCCUAAAAGGGCCUAUGCUGCCAAUCAGAAUCGCCACACAUUUGAGAAGCCGGUGAAAAUCUACAAUUAGAAAAGAACUGGCGGUCCAUCACAGUAUUGGCUGAAGCUGAUAUUGCUAAAUGCCAUGCGUGGCAAUGUGAAAGGCAGUAAAAAAAAAAUGAAAAAUGAGUGCGCAAAAAAUCCAGAGAUGAAAAGGAAGAUGGCAUUGAAGGUGGUGGUCUUUGCUGGGUACGGUUAUUGAUUUUGUUUGCUAUGUAUUCUUUUUUUUACAGUGUGGGCGGGGGGAGAGAGACUUCCUGAAUACAGUGUGUUUCUUCUAGCGGUCAACAACCCCCUCGAGGUUCGGUUCUUUUUCAUUAAGGCCUGUUCUCAUCUCUUUGGUGAGAAAAAUCAACGGCCUCUUCUUCAUUUCCCAUGUAAUCUAGUGGUACAUAAGAAGAUUUUGGACUAGGGAAUGUAUACAGGGUAUAGUUGGGUGUCCUUGAAAUGUCCACAUUUUUCGUCUUUUUUUUUUCCUUAAAUUUUCCUCCGGUUUCUUCAAAUGUGUUCAGGGAAUUUUGAGGCGUUGUACAAUGGUUAGCGGGUUUGGUUCUGGCUUCUGGGGCCCUUCUAGGCUUGUGUAAAAAAACAGCUAUAAUGUUUUCCAGUUCUCAGAUUGGCCCUACAUGGCCUUUUCCGCAAUCACUGGUUGUCAUUCAUAUUUGCUAAA